UCGACGCCUUUUGUUGUGGUUUCUGUUUCGUAACAUGCGUUGGUGAGUUUACGUUCGGUUGCUAGGUGAAAAUAAAGUCGAGUUAUAAUCCGAGAACAGAUGAGUGGAAAUAUUGAAGGAAAUGAUGAGCUACUAGCCAAACUCAAAGCAAAAGAUGAGGAAAUAUUGCAUCUUCGUACACUUUUAGCUCAACAGAACAAGUCUAACUCCCUUAAUGCCGAAAAGCACUGCUGCGAGUUGUCAAAAGAUGAGGUUGCUCGGUACAGCCGGCAGAUACUGGUCCCUGAAUUUGGAGUGAAGGGUCAGGUCGCAGCCAGAAAUGCAUCAGUGCUUAUAGUGGGUGCAGGCGGACUGGGCUGCCCCAGUGCAGCUUACCUUGCUGCUGCUGGCAUAGGUACCAUUGGAAUAGUGGACUAUGAUGAUGUUGAAAAGAGCAACUUACACCGGCAGAUCCUGCACUCAGAAGCGAAAGAAGCUCUUCCAAAAGCAGACUCACUUGUGCUUUCCCUGAAGCAAUUGAAUUCUCAACCCCUCUACAGAAGUCAUAAGGUGCUCUUAGACAGCAAGAAUGCCAAAGACAUAAUUAGAGACUAUGACAUUGUAGUCGACGCCACAGACAAUGUUGCAACCCGGUAUCUCCUGAAUGAUGCUUGCAUACUGGUAGGAAGGCCACUGGUCUCUGGAAGCGCUCUACGUUGGGAAGGUCAGCUCACAGUGUACGGCUACAGAGGUGGGCCUUGUUAUCGAUGUCUGUUUCCCAGCCCACCUCCUUCAGACACUGUCACAAACUGCUCCGAGGGAGGCGUUAUCGGAAUGGUUCCUGGAGUUAUAGGCUGUCUUCAAGCUCUGGAGGUUAUGAAGAUUAUUACAGGCUGUGGAGCUGUGCUCAGUGGCAAGCUCCUCAUACUGGACGGGUUAAGUGGCCGUGUCCGCACGAUCGUCCUCCGCCAGCGAUCAUCCGCGUGUGCCUUGUGUGGAGAUUCACCUAGUGUCACAGAUACUGUUGACUACAUUCAGUUCUGUGGUGCUGGACCAAAUGAUAAAGCACCAUCGCUGUCUAUUCUUCCAAGUGAGAAAAGGAUCUCUUGUACAGAACUGGAAGAGUUGAGAGGCAGCAAAGAGCCCUUUCUGCUGCUCGACGUGCGACCUGCUGCCCACUUCGAGAUUUGCCAUCUGCCGGGUAGCAUUAACGUUCCAAUCGAUGUUAUCCCAGAACGGCUGAGUGACAUUAAGGAAACGCUGAGCAAGGGAAGCUUAAAGCAAGCUUUUGUAGUCUGUCGGAGGGGUAACGACUCCCAGAGAGCUGUGCAGUUCUUACAGGAGAGCCUCGGUGACAGUGUGACAUUUCGGGACAUCGUUGGCGGGCUCACAGCUUGGGCAAGCAUUGUGGACCCAAAAUUUCCAAUCUACUGAGUAUCAUAAAUGUAAGAAAGAGCACACAAACCUAAACAAUGCUAGCCCAGGAAGUAAUGUCUUGACUGUUAAUUGUAGUGCUGUAAUUGUUGUUUCUAUACAGUACCUUGAAACUGUUUAAACUGUUUGUUUUUGAAAAACUAGCAGAAAGUAAAGAGUUUGUAACUGC
Ornithodoros turicata is the source of this 1582-nucleotide messenger RNA. It is a transcript of the gene Uba4, whose product is annotated as adenylyltransferase and sulfurtransferase MOCS3-like. Gene Ontology annotation, biological process: tRNA wobble position uridine thiolation; protein urmylation. The transcript is spliced from 13 exons. Bases 100 to 1413 code for a protein of 437 amino acids. Gene Ontology annotation, molecular function: adenylyltransferase activity; URM1 activating enzyme activity; thiosulfate-cyanide sulfurtransferase activity. NCBI's taxonomy places the organism in Eukaryota, Metazoa, Arthropoda, Arachnida, Ixodida, Argasidae. The record is from RefSeq and is a predicted model, not a curated record. Gene Ontology annotation, cellular component: cytoplasm; cytosol.